Molecule: messenger RNA, 1723 nt
Organism: Boleophthalmus pectinirostris (great blue-spotted mudskipper)
Lineage: Eukaryota; Metazoa; Chordata; Actinopteri; Gobiiformes; Gobiidae
Exons: 8
Coding region: 330-1598 (422 amino acids)
Cellular component (GO): cytoplasm
Source: RefSeq, a predicted model, not a curated record
AACUGAUCAGAGCUUCCACCGUCUGCAGGGGGGAGCGGCGCAUGACUGCAGAGGGUGGAACCGCGCGACGUCUCUGCAGAAACCGCUCGGCUGCACCUCAGUUUCCACCUCUUCAGGAAAUGCGCGCUCUUGUUUUCUGCAGCAGCUACGGGUCGAUGCAAAUCAAAGUCCCUGCUCUGAGCGUCUCUGAUGUAGCAACUCAGCGACUCGGAGCUUUCCAACGCCACUGGAAAACUGCAAAUGUCACAGGUUUGUUCUGGAAGUUUGGCUGAAGUCUUAGAAUCUGAUCAUCAAGGAGCAAGCACAUCUUAGGUCUGGUGAAGCGCACGAUGACACAAGAGGAGAGUCAGUACGUCUCCCAUGCAGAGAUUUCAGCUGCAAAGAGGAGGAAUCACUUGUACAGACAACAGCCUCCUCAGACAAGAAACAGGAGCUCGCAUUGUCUGAGGAACUGUCUACGAUUCUGUUUUAAGAAGAGGAGAGACAUGGAGCAGAGAGCAGCAGCCCCCCCUGCAGAGCCUCAGGUCGACCCGAGCGCCGAGGGAGGACUGAAGGAACUCACCACCGCCUGGUUCAUCCACACCCAGGCUCCACGCAUCAGCCACAACGGACUCUUCCCAGACUGGUUCCACGGCUUCAUCUCCAGAAAAGACGCUGAAGAAAUGCUCAAAAACAAAGACCUCGGUUGUUUCUUGGUUCGUCUCAGCGACAAAGCUCUCGGAUACAUCCUCUCCUACAAGGGCAGGGACCGGUGCCGUCAUUUCGUGAUCAACCAGAACGAGUCGGGGGAGUUCGUCGUCUUCGGGGACCACGUUCGACACGGGACCUUGUCUGAGCUCGUCCAGUACUUCAAGGAAAAACCCGUCGAGCCGUUCGGGGAAUAUCUGACGACUUCCUGUUGCGUGGUUCAGAACAAUGAUCUUUAUGACACGAUCCACGUGAGUCCCAAACAGCGGUCAGUGGCCACGCUCCAGGCUCAAAAGACCAAAAAACAGAUGAGAGGCUCAGACCUGCAGCUGACGCAGAGCAGAGCAAGCAACUGCUCCUCACAGGACCUACCGCCUCUUCCUCGGAGGAGCAGACAGUUUGAAAACGGCGUCGACGUCCAGGACAACGUCUGCUACGCUCAGGUGCGGCGUAAAAAGCUGAAGGAUCGAGAGGCGAAGGCGGACGCUUCCUCCAGACCCCAGUCCCUGUACUCGGAGCUGGACCUGCUGGACAGCCGGUGCCGCUCCCUGCCGCUCCUCCUGAACAGCGGCGAGGAGACGAGCUACAGACUGAGCGUGACCCCCCCUCGACCCGGCAGAGACACGCCCAGCCCCGAGCCCUCGCACCGGCCCGAGCCGUACAGAGCGUCGCCGCAGCCCAGCCCGGAGCCCGGCGCCAGGGCGGACGACGCGGGGGUGUACGCCGAGGUCACCGCGCCGCACCGCCCCGCCGUGGACGACACGUACGAGCAGCUCCCGAAGCUCCCGCUGCUCCCGCAGCUCCUGGACAACGGCGCCCAGUACGAACCCGUGGGACACCUGAGGCUCAAACACGGGACUAAAAACGACAAAUGGAAGCGGAUCUUUCCUGAAGUCAAAAGGAAAUGGUGACUCUGUGCGUGACACUAUUCUGUUUUUAUUCUGCUCUGUGAGUGCAGCUUCCUCCUGACCAUAAACUGUAAAAUAAAUAACUUAAAUGUAACGAUAUUUUACUAUUAAAUGCAUUUUUAAAUCGC